This is a messenger RNA of Branchiostoma belcheri (Belcher's lancelet), 1407 nucleotides long. RefSeq lists its product as uncharacterized. The record is from RefSeq and is a predicted model, not a curated record. The transcript has 10 exons. Lineage: Eukaryota; Metazoa; Chordata; Leptocardii; Amphioxiformes; Branchiostomatidae. Bases 107 to 1306 code for a protein of 399 amino acids.
AGCAGAACUUUGACCAGAGAAGGCCACGACAGACGUCGUCCCGAUUUUCUUCAAACUUUCCUCUUAAAUUUGCGACUAGAUCUUCAAAAUCAUAGAAGCUGACAAGAUGAUGGCAACAGUGGAACCUCACCGGGCAACAGCGCCCUCUAGCGAGGAGUACGUGCUCUGCAGCGGAGGGCAGCUGAGACUCUUGGAGAUCAGAGAUGCUGCAACUGUAAAGGCCAAGAAGAAGUGGGAAGCUGCGCCUGAGAUCCUCCAUGGCGGGGAGGGGAGUGACUGUCCUGGAGACGCCAUCAUGGAUAUCGGGAAAGGCGACCUGGCCAGGGACAUCAGGGCUGCCAAAAGGAAAUGGCUGUCGGACCAUAAGUUGUCUGUGGAGCAUCCAGACCUACACUAUGGCAUUGAGGAGUGUCUUGAGUUCCCCUUCACGGCGAAGGUCUGGCUUCCUGACAACACGACUCUGAAGGUCAAGGUCACGGGGUUCCGGCAGGGGGAGGACGGCAGCGAGCGACCGGGGACGGGGAUCGGAUUUCAAGUUGAGUACCUGAACCAGGAACUUUUGGUUCCCACCGAUGCCUUCGUGGAUGAUCUGUCUGAUCCUGAUCAGCUGGAUGAUGACUGGAUCCACAGCAGCGAGGCUGUUCCUGCCAAGGUGUUUGCAGUUCUGCGUGAGUUUUACAACAGCUCCAUCUUCACCAACAUCCGGAGCUUGGGGGACAUCUGGUGUGACCUGCGAUACAAUGUGGGGGACAAGGAGCAGAAAAAGGAGAAGCGAAAGGUUGCAGCAGCCAUGAAGAAAGACUACAUCAACAACCCGCCCAAAAUUAAGAAAAUCAAGUCCUUCCCCAAAGUGGACACGUACGAACGGCAGUGGAACGUGCUGACAUCAGCCUACCCUCUCAUGCAGACUUCCCUGGCGUACCACACCUACCUGUCGUCAGUCAGCCAGUUCCCGUUUGAAGUGAAGCUGAAAUAUGGAGGCGGGGUUGUCACGGCAACAGGGAUGGUGCCUUACCAGGCUAACAAGUACUUCCAGGAGUCUCGUGGAGUAUACGUGACUAUCGACCUUCAAAGCACCGCCUCAGGAGAGCCCCCUAGGAAGAAGUCGAAGAACUGCAGCACAAAGCAGGUGGCUGUGAGCGUCCACGGUGUGGAGGCCUGUGACUCCACCCCAGAGCCUGUGAAGAGGUAUCUGGAGGACAUAGACACACUGAUGGGCCAGCAGGGCCUCUGUGUGGACAAGUGGCGAUUUGAACAGUGCAACCUGCUGCCUAAGAACAUGUACUCAGGAGGGUGGAGGUAUUAGUAGACAGUAGGAAAACUAGCAUCUUAUUCAGGCUUCUUACAAAAUGGUGGUUUCGGUUUUAGUGAUGUACACAAACAUCUAAAGUUUGUACUAAAACAGGG